This is a messenger RNA of Oreochromis niloticus (Nile tilapia), 3343 nucleotides long. RefSeq names its product ankyrin repeat domain-containing protein 34B. NCBI's taxonomy places the organism in Eukaryota, Metazoa, Chordata, Actinopteri, Cichliformes, Cichlidae. The record is from RefSeq and is a predicted model, not a curated record. The transcript is spliced from 5 exons. Bases 720 to 2186 code for a protein of 488 amino acids. Gene Ontology annotation, molecular function: protein binding.
UGGCUUAGGUUUUGUUAAAUGAAUAAUGUCACAUUAUAUUCUAAUGCGUUGUUCUUUUGAGGUUGUAUUUACCUAAUUUAUCCUGAUGAGAACUGUAUGGGUGUACUUCUUUUUACCAUGAAUGUAUAUUAACAGUCGCUUAGUGCUCUGAAAGAACAAAAGAUUAAAAUUCAAACAACAGAAGUGUGUCAAAAAUGUUCAGAUACAAAUGAGCUGCCAUGAGUUUAAUGUGUGAGCCUGCGUUUAGUUCUCGGUGUUUCUCAUCUAUGUCUCCCUGCCAGUGUUUGAACACAGAUGGUCGCAAAGCAGAUGAGAACUGUUCAAAGCUGACUCAUAUCAAAGGCCCUCUGGCUCUUUUGAAGUGUAGUGUUUGCAACAGGUGACAUUUUGGGCUUAAAACCAUUUAUGACUUUGAACAGUAGCCGUGGGCUGAACCUCCCUUUGACCCAGCAGGUAAGGAGAGGACAGAUCAGGACGGAGGGAGACAGAGACCGAGGGAGUACAUGAAAGUUAGUAUCCUAUCACUUCAUGUUCGGCUGAUUGCUGCAGGCCAGCGACACGAGGACGCUUCAUGCAGAAAACCAAGCAAGUAAAGAAUCAGGAUAAAAUUUGGAGCAGGGUAGUAUUUUUUUUUUUUUUUUGCAUCAUAUCUGGAUAACUUGAAGAAGUCUUUGUGUUUUGUUGAAGACAGACAGACUGAACAGAAAAAUUAAGCGGUGAUGUUGGACCCUCUGUCAGACUGUAGCCCGCUCAUCAGUGCAGCAUCCUCUGGGAAGCUCCGUCUAGUCCGUCUGCUGGUAGAAGGUGGAGCAGAGGUAAAUGGGCGCAACCCUAAAGGAGAGACAGCUCUGCUGGCUGCCUGCAAGGCCCUGAGAGGGGAGCCUGCUGGGCCUGAGACAAUUAAGCUCCUCACAUACCUCCUCCAGAACAAGGCAGAUCCUAAUGCAAAAGACCGGGCGGGCCGUACUGCGCUGAUGUACGCCUGUAUGGAGCGUGCGGGAGCUCAGGUCGCAGCCACACUCCUUGCUGCAGGAGCCGACCCAAGCAUGGAGGAUUACUCUGGAGCCUCAGCUUUGGUCUACGCUAUCAACGAGCAGCAUCAGCCUACUCUGAAGGUAUUGAUGGAUGCCUGUCAGGCCAGAGGUCGUGACAUCAUCAUCAUUGCCACAGAGCUGGGUGUGCAUGGAGGCCCUGUGACCAGACGCUAUCUGAAUGUUCUCCCAUCCCCAAACAUCUCACCGGUGUCCUGCAUGUCCCCAUCUGACAUCGUCCUGAAGACAGGCUCGCCAAACUCACCCGAGGGCGAAAACAUCUUCAACUUCAGAGCAACAAGCCAACGAGGAAGUAGCAGCAGCAUUAGCAGCAGACGUCCCUCCUGUGAACCACUGAGCCUGUGCAGCUCUCCCCCUCUCAGACAGAGAAUAUCAUCUGAACCCUGGCUAGCGAUUCACAACCUGGCCUGUCUGAACAGAGCUUAUGAGGAGGGCAUGAGGGAGAGGAGCCCACAGGAGGAGAGAGACAGAAAGGAUUUGAGAGGGGAGAGAGGAAGGAAUAAGGGUGAGGAAAAUGAGGAAGAAGAAAAGGAGUCCCAUUUUGAUCAUUCCAGAGUGGAAGAGAGGAGACGAGGCAAGGUUCAAAGGAGAGAUAACGGAUAUGGAGGAGGGAAUUACAGCCGCAGCCACGAGGAUUUCCCUUUGAAGGCUUCUCAUUCAGUCGUCUCGCUCACUGAGAUGAGCUCUACUCAUGCAACACCCGGCAGCAUGGUCCUCAAACGAUGUGUCACUCCUGCAGGGUCACUCUCAGACAAAAAGCUCCCCACCUGCCUGCCCCCUCACUCCCAGCUCCGCAGGAAUACCCUCCCCUCUGUCACAGUCGACCCUCCUCUGCUUCACCUCCCUCCUUUGGUAAGUCAAUCCACAUCUUACCUCCAGGUUCCAACCCAGGUUUCACCAGCCAAAAGCAGAACCAUGGUGUUUCUGCCUCACCCACCCAGCUCCUCUCCUCCCUCUAGAGCAUCAGUGAGGCCAGCUCCACUCCCUCCACUCCCCUCAGCUUCCUCUGUCACCUCGCUGGUUCCUCCUUCUGCCUCCUGCUACAACGAGAGAAACAGGAGGUCACUGCGUCGUCACUCAGUGCAGCUUGAACAGCUAAAAGGAGGAACGCGGAUGAACUAUUUAGACAUGUGAGACCAUAUUAUAUUUGAAGGAUAGUGGUCCCAGUGUCAUUUUAACAAGUUAGGCCCGUCAGUACUUGGACUAGUUUUAGGCUCUACCGUAAUCAUGGGAAGAGAAAAGUUUGGAGAAGGAACAGAACAGCAGAGAAUUUGAAGCAUACUGCAAGAUGAUAAGAAAAGGAAAUACUUACGAUCUAUCUUAAGCACCGCACAUCAUCCAUCAAACAUGGUCGAGGCAAUGGUAUAGACACAUAUGUCUGCCAGUGGAACAAGGAGUUUUUAUUGAUGGUGUGACUGUUGAUAGAAGUCACAGGAUAAACUCUGAAGUGUGCAGGGCUACAACACUUGGAUAAUGAAAGAAAAUGGGAUAUUCUUCAAUCGCCAAGUCAGUUACCUGAUCGUAACCCAAUAAGACAUGUUUUUAAGUGCUUUAAUUUUCUUCAGAUACUCCAGCUUCCAUCCCACAAUCUAGAUAUGCAUGUUAGGUCCAGUGGUGACCUUAAAUGUAUGUUGUAGGUGUGAUUGCUAGCAUGAAUGGCUGUUGGUCUGUGUUAGGCCUUUAACAAACUGUCCAGGGUUUAUGACAGCUGGGACAGGCUCCACCUUCCCUCAAAACGUUGAAUUAGAUACAAAUACAGCCUCUGAAAAACAAUUAAUGAAACACUUUUGUUAUACCUCAUGACUCAAAGCUGAAAAACAGCACUUCAGUCACAUUUUGAUUGUUUGAUUUAACACUGUGGUGGUGUCCAGAGGACAGUUGCUGUCCAAAAACUUACAGAGCUUGCUGUAUACUCAGACUUGUGAUUCUGAGAUGGAGUAAGGUUUAUUAACUAAUUUUAAGAGGAUACCUGCUUAAAUUCUCAUUCAACACGAGCAAGCGAUAAACUCAAAGCGAGCUGUGGAAACCUUUCACAAAUAUCUGGGUUAAAACACAAGUGUUUUGUCACAGAAGUACAACAUGAACCAGCAGAAAGAAAUGCAAUGAAAAAGAAGGCUGAUAUGAUAAGAAAUUGAAUAGUCAAUCAACAGAUAACUCAAACACACUAACAAUGGGAAAGUGGAGUGUUCUUAGCAUUAAGUAACUUAAGGUUUCUGCAAAACUGUUUAAAUAAUUAAUUAAUUGUAAAUUAAUCUCUGGCUGCAGCCCACUUGUUGAUUCUAUACUGAACA